This is a messenger RNA of Striga hermonthica, 348 nucleotides long. NCBI's taxonomy places the organism in Eukaryota, Viridiplantae, Streptophyta, Magnoliopsida, Lamiales, Orobanchaceae. The record is from the annotation of a GenBank genome assembly.
AUGAGCUUGGCAACGACGUCGUAUCUAGCUCGGCGGGCAGCACAGAAGGAGAGGGUUAGAAUCCUCUACAGGCGAGCGCUCAAGGACACUCUCAACUGGGCCGUGCAUCGCCAUCUCUUUUACCCUGAUGCUGAUGCUCUGAGAGAGAAGUUUGAGGCCAACAGACAAGUGGAAGAUAUUGAACUUAUUGAUAGAAUGAUAUCUGCUGGUGAAGCAACCUACAACAAAUGGCGGCACCCUGAUCCUUACAUUGUUCCAUGGGCUCCCGGUGGCACCAAAUUUUGCCGCAACCCGCCACCACCUCCUGGGAUUGAGAUAAUACACAACUAUGGUUGUGAGGACCACUGA